Messenger RNA from Tachysurus vachellii, 715 nucleotides. RefSeq names its product peptidylprolyl isomerase (cyclophilin)-like 1 (gene ppil1). Gene Ontology annotation, cellular component: catalytic step 2 spliceosome. The transcript has 4 exons. Gene Ontology annotation, molecular function: peptidyl-prolyl cis-trans isomerase activity. NCBI's taxonomy places the organism in Eukaryota, Metazoa, Chordata, Actinopteri, Siluriformes, Bagridae. Gene Ontology annotation, biological process: protein folding; protein peptidyl-prolyl isomerization. Bases 138 to 638 code for a protein of 166 amino acids. The record is from RefSeq and is a predicted model, not a curated record.
UCUCCAUGGAUUUUAUAUGCACAGAACAAGUGGUACUGAAAGCGCUUCCUUAGCACGUUUUAGCUGCAUUAUUUUAUGAUUCAUUCUUUGUAUUUUCACGAAAACCUUGUCGUCUGUUUAGCGGUUAAGACAUAAAAAUGUCAGGAAUCCCCCCAGACUCAUGGCAGCCCGCGACGGUGUCACUCGAGACCUCUAUGGGGACCAUGGUGUUGGAGUUGUACUGGAAACAUGCACCUAAAACCUGCAAGAACUUCGCCGAGCUGGCAAGGCGAGGAUAUUACAGCACCACCAAGUUUCAUCGCAUCAUUAAAGACUUCAUGGUGCAGGGCGGUGACCCUACAGGAACAGGCCGUGGUGGUGCUUGUAUAUACGGAAAACAGUUUGAGGACGAACUUCACCCAGAGUUGAAAUUCACAGGUGCUGGAAUCCUUGCUAUGGCUAACGCAGGCCCGGACACAAACGGCAGUCAGUUCUUUUUGACUUUGGCCCCCACACAGUGGCUUGAUGGCAAGCACACUAUAUUUGGGCGAGUUUGUCAAGGCAUGAGUGUUCUCAGUCGAAUUGGCAUGGUGGAGACUAACAGUCAAGAUCGCCCUGUGGAGGAGAUAAAAAUCCUCCGGGUGACUUUAUCUAACUGACACAUGUCAAAGUUCACAUAUCAUUUUGUACAGUAUUGUUAUUUUUUAACAAUAAACCAUUAUUUUGUAUUUUAUAA